AGAGAUGGUGAGAGCUCCUCUUCGCUCUGAGAAUGCGGCUUCUUUAAGGAAAGGGGCAUGGAGUCCUGAAGAAGAUCAAAGGUUGGUAGCUUACAUCAGGAGAUAUGGCAUUUGGAACUGGAAUGUCACCCCAAAAGCUGCUGGUUUGUUAAGGUCCGGGAAGAGUUGUAGACUUCGUUGGGUGAAUUAUUUAAGGCCAGGCAUAAAGCAUGGAAACUUUAGCAAGGAAGAAGAGGAAACCAUAGUCGAACUGCAUGAAAUGCUGGGAAACAAAUGGUCAGCAAUUUCAGCGAAAUUGAGUGGAAGAACUGACAAUGAAAUUAAGAAUCACUGGCACUCCCACUUGAACAAACGCUUGAAGGACAAAAUACCAGCACUAAACAACUUAGCUGAGACCAACCUGCUUCCACUUUCUGGUGUCACAGAAGCUUCAAAGUCAGUAGGCUCCAUGAAUAUCGAUAUCCCAAUUUCACCACUCUCAUCCAUGGGUAGUUGCUCUUCAUCACAUGCUGAUCCCGCUUUUCAAAUUGAUGAAUACAUGACCAUAGAGUCGAUUGGCUCAUCAGAAACAUUCGGAGAUCUUUCAAGCUUUUGGGCACAACCAUUUUCAAUGGAAGAUUUGUACAUGGAUGAUCUCCAAGCGACGUAUGUUGAUCCCGAACAAAUUGUUCCAAUUUAUCAAGUAUGGUACCAAGAACACAUGUGUCCAUAUGUGUUCUAUGAUGAUUUAUGCAGUGAUUUUUGGUUCAACCUCCAAAUUCAAGAAGAUGCAGAUGCAACCAAGGAGCCCGAUAUCCAUUUUUAA
Cornus florida is the source of this 805-nucleotide messenger RNA. Its product is annotated as transcription factor MYB4-like. The transcript is spliced from 3 exons. The record is from RefSeq and is a predicted model, not a curated record. Lineage: Eukaryota; Viridiplantae; Streptophyta; Magnoliopsida; Cornales; Cornaceae. Bases 5 to 805 code for a protein of 266 amino acids.